Messenger RNA from Penicillium robsamsonii, 1437 nucleotides. RefSeq names its product CRAL-TRIO domain-containing protein. Lineage: Eukaryota; Fungi; Ascomycota; Eurotiomycetes; Eurotiales; Aspergillaceae. Bases 1 to 1437 code for a protein of 478 amino acids. The record is from RefSeq and is a predicted model, not a curated record. The transcript is spliced from 4 exons.
AUGACUUCUAAUGGUCCCAAGCCCGGCUUCUUGGGCAACAUCAACAAGGAUCAGGAAGCUAAAUUACAAAAGCUUUGGUCCCUUCUGCUCAAGGCAGGCGAAACAUCCUUAAGCAGUGAUAUUUCCAAUGACUAUGCGGAGCAUGUCAGCUUAACUCAACCCCAGAGACGGCUGUCCCUGCUCGGUCGCACACAGAGCAACGUCUCGGAAAAAGUCAUCCCCACCCCGAAUACACCAUAUCACCAAAAUAUUAUGAAAUCUCUUGGAGAAAUGGGGGCUGGGAUAACUGAAUCCAACGCUAUCAAAAAGGCCCUCUCGGAGAUCACACCUACUGAGCUUCGUACGGGAGUGCUUGACACUCUCAAACACGACCACCCCGAUGCCGUGCUUCUGCGCUUCCUCCGCGCUCGCAAAUGGGAUGUUCCCAAGUCAUUUGCAAUGAUGAUGGAAGCAGUCGUUUGGCGAGUCAAGGAGAUGCACGUAGAUGAAGAUGUGAUGGCAAAGGGAGAGCUCCAUGCCCUUAAGCAGACCCAAGACAAAUCCAGCGCAAGUGAACGGAAAGCUGGGAAUGACUUUUUGUCUCAAAUGCGCAUGGGAAAAAGUUACGUGCAUGGCGUUGAUAGGGUGGGUCGCCCAAUCGUGAUGGUAAGAGUCCGCUUGCACAAGCCUGGGGAUCAGAGUGAAGAAUCUUUGGAGCGAUAUAUUGUCCAUGUGAUUGAAUCAGUGCGACUUGUAUUGAACCCUUCCGUUGAGACUGCAGCUGUCCUAUUUGAUAUGACAGGCUUUGGACUGUCCAAUAUGGAAUAUCCUCCCGUGAAAUUCAUUCUCAGGUGUUUCGAAGCGAACUAUCCUGAAUGUUUGGGAAUAAUGCUUAUUCAUAAUGCCCCGUGGGUGUUUUCAGGAAUUUGGCGACUCAUUCGAGGCUGGAUGGAUCCUGAAAUUGCUGCCAAGGUUGAGUUCACAAAUAGCGUCGCCGACCUCGAGAAAUUCAUCCCCCGGGAUCAGAUCGUGGAAGAGGUGGGUGGUGACGAGAAGUGGUCAUACAGAUACGUUGAGCCCAGUUCCAUCGAGAACUCAAAGAUGGAUGAUACUACAACACGGGACGCCUUGAAAGGAGAGCGGCAAGCUAUUGGUGAAGAAUUCUUAGCUGCCACAUCUGCGUGGAUCAAUGCGACCAAAUCUAAGGACACGACGCAUAUCGGUUCCAGCGAAAGCGAAAGAGCGUAUUUAGCUGAGCGACUUCGGGUUAACCACUGGAAACUGGACCCCUAUGUCCGGGCUCGUCUUCUCCUGGACCGCACUAAGGUCCUUCAGGACGGUGGCAAGGUUGAAUUUUAUCCCAAGGUUCCUGGGGAGAGUGACAUGGAAAUGACCAAGGCAUUGGAGGUGGAACAUUUAGAGCGGAUUGAGAAUACCGUACCAUCCACGUUGUCCUAA